Messenger RNA from Carassius carassius (crucian carp), 3826 nucleotides. Its product is annotated as vinexin-like. The transcript is spliced from 21 exons. The coding region runs from base 577 to 2640 and encodes 687 amino acids. Gene Ontology annotation, molecular function: protein binding. NCBI's taxonomy places the organism in Eukaryota, Metazoa, Chordata, Actinopteri, Cypriniformes, Cyprinidae. The record is from RefSeq and is a predicted model, not a curated record.
GGGGCGGGAGCGCAGGAAGAACAGUGAAAUGAGAGGAGGACCAUCAGGAGGUGGAUGUGGUUUAGUCUUUGAAUCCACCAGUCUUUAACCCCGUGCUGUGAAAUAUCACCUUAUGGCCACAAAAGGCUGACUGCCUAUUCAAACGCUCUUUAGCAAAGGCAGCCAAAAGUGAGCCAGGCCUCUGCACACAGUCUGUACUUCACCAUAGAAACCCUUGUCAACCAGGAAGUCCUGUAGUGGUGGAGCGAGAGAGAGAGAGAGAGAGUGAGAGUGAGAGAGUGAGAGUGCAUGUGUGUCAGUAUGUGAGAGGGACUUAACAGAGGUGAAGCAGACAGGAGCAUACAGGAAAACGGUGAGAAAGAGAAAGAACUGACCGAUUAAGCUGAGAGAGAGGUGAAAAGAGCAGGUUGAACCUGAAAGGUUAUUUUAUACGAAGCUGACCAAGCAGCACUUUGGGAAUUGUGUGUGUCCUGGGAAAUCUGUGCGUGGCUGCACUGUCACACACUUACACACCCACACAAACCGGCAGUGAGUCUGAGAUCUGACUGAUUACUGACCAGGAUCCCUGCAGAUGACAUGCAGUCUCAGAGAAGAGUGGCGGUGCAUGACCAUCUCAAUGGCUCGCGGAUCAUUUUCUCGGAUGAGGCUCUUCCCGGCAGUGGAUCCAGACAGCACUUCAUGGCUCCGGAUAUGACCCAGGAAGUAGUCGUAAUCUCUCCUGGUCUUCCUACACUGCCCUCAAGUCCGUUCCACAUCAGCUCAGCCCCUGCGUCUUCACAGCACAAGCAGGUCGCAGAGGUCAAUGGAGGUGGAUUAACAAGACAGAGUUUCGGAUCCUACUACGGGCCGACUCAGACAAAUGUUGGAUUAUCCAAUGGUGGGACACGGACCGGAGGUUCUGCCACGUUGCCCAGGACGUCUUGUACCGGAGAGGAGCGCUUAAUCAAGUUCUCUGGAAUAGGUCCUGUAGAUGAGACAGGCAUGCCAAUCGCAUCCCGAUCUAGCGUAAACAAACCCAAGGACUGGUAUAGGAGCAUGUUUAGACAAAUCCACAAGAAACCAGAGGAGUCUGAGCUUGACUGGAGAGAAAGGAAGCUGUCAUCAUCUCCUCCUCCAGAUUCUGUCCAGCAGGACGGGCGCUCAAACCCCUUCACCCUCACCCCUCACGGAGCCCUGCCCGACUGGGCUGAUCUGGGCGACACAGGGAAGCACCCAGAACCCAAGAGUAUUUUUGACUUUGAGCCUGGAAAGGGAGCAGAAGAGGACCGUAGUCGGUCUCUGAGAUCUGAGUCACAGCUGCCUUCAUAUCACAGCCCAGUGAAACCUCACUCCCAGUCUCCUUCCAUAGAGGCGACGCUUGUGUCAGAGCUGAACCGCUUUGAGGCGGAGCUGGACUCAGACAUUCGUGGUCUGGAGAGGAGACUGUCCCAGAAGCAGCAGCAGCGGCGAGGCAGGGGUGAGGGAGCUAAAACCAACUCAGCAACCAGAAGAACAGAAGAGAACAGACAAGAAAACAGCUAUCCCACAAUCCCCUGCUCUGCUGUAAAGGAGGGCACAACGGUGAACUUCAUGCAUGCUGAUGAUCACAUAAUGUCAUCAGACAUGGAUUUCCCACCUAAGAAAGAAGAGAGAAAGAUGAAAGCAGCGCGAGCCAAAUUUAAUUUCCAAGCACAGUCACCAAAGGAGCUGACCUUACAAAAAGGUGAUGUAGUGUACAUACACCGGCAAGUGGAUGCGAAUUGGUAUGAAGGAGAGCAUCAUGGGAGAGUGGGGAUCUUUCCCACCAGUUAUGUGGAGAUUAUUCCUCCAACAGAGAAGCCCACGCCAAUAAAGUCUCCCACCGUCCAGGUGCUAGAGUACGGAGAGGCUGUAGCCCUGUUUAACUUCAAUGCAGACCUGCCUGUGGAACUGUCCUUCAGAAAGGGCGAGGUGAUCUCUAUCACCAGGCGUGUUGAUGAUCACUGGCUGGAGGGGCGUAUCGCCGGCACCAGCCGCAGUGGAAUCUUUCCCAUCAGCUAUGUCCAGGUCAACAAAAUGCCCCGCACUAAAAGCAGCGAUGACUUUCCAUCUUCUCCCACUCUUACCCCAGAGCCCCUCAGCCCUGGUCGACCACAGCACUCCCCUCUGUCUCCCUUGUCACGCUCCCCUGAACCCCAGCUUUCACCUCACAAACACUCCCCUCUGUCACACGCAAAACAGCCUUCAAACCACUUCCCGUUUUCACCCACAAACAACCGGACCGGAUCGCUGCACGCUCACAGCCCACUGGAAAAGGACACCCGAUCACCCAUGUCUUCCUCCAAUCAUGUGCUGACAUCUCCACAGGGCCCGGGACUGCCAGCCAACACCAACUCGCACCCUCCGUUCAUUACACAGGAUGGGACCAGAACGCAGUCUCCACAGCACAAUGUAGAGGUUAAAAUUCCUUCCACAUUACAGUCUCCUGUGAACAAGGGUUAUUCACGACAACCGUAUAAAGCAGUUUACAACUAUAAACCCCAGAACAGAGAUGAGCUGGAACUGAGAGAAGGAGACAUCGUUCAGGUCAUAGAGAAGUGCGAUGACGGCUGGUUUGUAGGUACGUCUGAGAGGACCCAAGCUUUUGGAACAUUUCCUGGCAACUAUGUGGCACCAGUUUGAGAGCUUCCACCAGUUCUUGUUCACUGACACUACAGGCUCAACCACCAAUCAAUGCAAAAUACAGUCUGUCUGUACUGCCACUGCACUGUACACACAAAACCCCUGCCCUCCUCACCAACACAAAUAUAAAACCAGAAAAACUCCUUCACAUCCUCCAAGCAUGUGCACUCCUCACCUUACUUCUCUUGCAGACGUUGGACACAGUUGGGUUUGACCACUCACAAUGAAGCCACACUGAAUUAUUGACUAUUGAUUUUUUAAGAUGACUUACUCGAUUUUAACAUCUUUGUAAAGUUUACCUCCAUUUUGGUUUCAGAUUUGUAGCAACAUUGCCAACACUACAUAUCCUGAGGAUCUGGAUGUAAGACAUGGUUAAAACCGUCCGUUUUUUUCUUCUUUUUCUUUUUUCAGACGCUCAUCACAGUUGUCAUUUAUCUGUUGUGUUGGCUUAGCUGAUCGCCACAUCAUAUACUGUAAUAAUCACAGCCGCAGUCUUUGCAAUCAUUAUCAAGUGUCUGUAAGCGCUUAAUGCAGCUGUUGCCAAGUGUUUAAUCUUUCUGUAUUAGGUUCAUGUUAAUUGUGUAACAAACCCAGCGUUUGACAUUAUCUUCAGCUUUAGGUUUCAAACUCUUUUGAAUGAGUAAAUGUCUCCUGCUAGGUGAAAAAAUCAGUUAAGGUUUGAUAUGUUGUGGUGGGUUCCAGCCAGACUAGAUUAAACAUGGUUUUUGACUUUAUCAAUUUUAGAGAAUAUGUCUUAACCUAAAUGUAUGCUUACAACAAGAACUUAAAAUAUUACAUAUCUAUCAUGAGCUACUCUGAAUUUACAUGUUAAAACUGACACCUUAAAAUGAAGUCAGCUUGUGUUUAUGAUGUUGAAGCACAUGUGCACAGGUUUUAAGACAGGAGCCGGAGGACGGUUCACUGAUGGUUUAUGUUGGCUAUAAAAAUGGUUGCGGAAGAUGCAGGCGUUCACUGAAUUCCAUUAUUAACUCGUUUUGUUUUCUGUUUUUAAUUAUCUGGGAACUGAAGUAGCUGAUUGCAUGUGGUUGUACAGAUUGCCGAAUCGUUAUCACACAGUUAUCAAAUAAUGGAAAAAGAUAAUAUAUUUUUAUUGACACACAGUAUGUAUUGCAGUAUGUAAGGUACUCACAGAUUUGGAUAAUGAUCAAAUAAAUAAUGAAAAACA